Linum trigynum is the source of this 5366-nucleotide messenger RNA. NCBI's taxonomy places the organism in Eukaryota, Viridiplantae, Streptophyta, Magnoliopsida, Malpighiales, Linaceae. The record is from the annotation of a GenBank genome assembly.
AUGACAUGGAAAUAACAAAAUCGUAUCCCUACCACAUAAUUAAAUAAAAAAUCUUGAUCUUUUAUUUCUUUGCAUUGUAUAGUAUUUUUCAAAUUGAAGCUCUCCACACUCAUUUUCCAUUCGUUGCGUGCAGUGGUGGAGUCACGUUAAUCCUGACAGACUAUAACUUUACUCAACCUAUAAACAUAUGUAAAUUUACAUUUAAAAUUGUGACAAAUUUUGAAAAUGGAAUUUUGAGAAAGUGAUGUUUUUCCACUUUUUCCUCUCCAACCCACCUAAAAAUUGGCUUGCAAAUUUGGAGAAGUGGGCUUGGGAGUGGAUAGAUGGCAGCUGAAAUGGAGGGAGGUGCAAAAAUGCGAGAAUGUGGGGAGACUCUGCGGUAGCCAAGCCCACACGCAGGGGGCACGACGGGGCCCUCUACUUUCGAGCUGCUGUUUUUUUUUUUUUUUUUUUUUUUUACUUUCUUAAUUUUAGAUUGGCUAGUUUUGAGUUUGAAAGGCAAAUUUAGAAGGUUUAGGGUUGGAGCAAAAAAGUGUUUUUGGAAGGUAAAAAUGCACAUUUAAAAGUUUGAAGGGCUAACUAUAGCCUUUUGGGUUGGAGUUAAUCUUAUUGGGAUAAUUUGAUCACGUUGUUGAGAUUGCAAAGGACUGGGUCAAAAAAUAGAUACGAUUGGAUCACAUGGAGAUUCUGAUUGACUGGGACAGGUAGGGUUCUGGUGUCUGGACACAUGAAACAUGCAGGCACCAAUAAUUUAUGCAGAUAAGAACCCUCUCUCUCUAUAGAUAUUUAUGGAUAGUUACUGUUUAUUUUGCGGUUUAUGGAUUAUUAUUUAUUACUAUAUGUGGGCAAAGACAUUUCAAAUAUAAUUACACAUUUGUAACUAAAAAAUGCGUUAAUCAUUGAUUGGAUACUGCCAACUUAUCCAGCUGCCAGGAUCUAAGAAGAGACAAAAGGCCGAUCAAUCGAUGAAGAUAUUCCGACGCGGGCUCUGCACCUGUAUGGGCCGUGGCGAGUAGUUAUUAUUAUUAUUAUUAUUAUUAUUAUUAUUAUUAUUAAUAAUAGUAGUAGUGUAUCUCUUUUGGCAUCUUCGAUCAGUUCUCUAUACCCAAUAAAUAUGGGCCAUUCCUUAUCUUUUCUUCUCGCUUCCAUUUCUGAUCGUAUCACCGGAUACACUGUGAAAUCAGUAGAAUAUGUAUGAGUGAUGCGCUAUUUGGAUGAAUUUUGGGUAUUUUAUAUCAUUAUGACAUUAUUAAAAAAAUUACUAUUUACAUUUUGAAUUAAUUGAGUUUUUGGAGUAUUAUGUUCUCCCUGAACCGUAAUGAGUGAAUUCUCGAUUCUAAUUCUCUAAAGGAUGUAUGACUAUUACGUGUUGUCAUAGAUACGAUUGGAAAACAUGGAGAUUCUUAUUGACUGGGAUAGGUAGCGUUCUGGUGGCCAAUGGAUCCUUAUCUCUUUCGGCAUCUUCGAUCAAUUCUCUACGACUUCCAGCAAAUAUGGGCCAUUCCUUAUCUUUUUCUCUCUCUGCCAUUUCUGAUCGUAUCACCGGGUACACGAUAAAAUCAGUAGAAUAUCUAUGAGUGAUGCGUUAUUUGGAUGAAUUUUAGGUAUUAUAUAUCAUUAUUAAAAAAAAUAUACUAUUUACAUUUUGAAUUAAUCGAUUUUUUGGAGUAUUAUAUUCUCCCUGAACCGUAAUGAGUGAAUUCUCGAUUCUAAUUCUCUAAAUGAUGUAUGACUAUUACGUCUUGUCAUUGGUUAUUCAACAACUCAAUCAUCCCUCUACAUUGGCAGAGCCACUUGUAAGGACAAGUGGUUUGAUAAUUUUUAAAGGGGCAUGUAAGAAAAUAUUUAAAAUCACUUUCAACCAUUCAAAUUGGUGCGAUAAGUUUAGGCCAUAUUUUACUUUAAUUAUUCAUACCAAACCACCCUUUAAUAUUGAAUUAGCCCGGCAGGUCUCAAAUAAUUCUCUUCCCUUCACAGUUCAGACGAAGGCUAGCUAAGUCUAUAUAUAAUAUUAGUGGAUGGUCGUGAAAAGCAAACCAAGAAAAUCAGAGCAGAAGAACCAUCUCAUCAAUGGCGAUUCUCCCACUCUCAAGAGCCACGCUCCUUCAUCUUCUUCUUCUGUCUCUCUAUCUUUUUGGUCAUGCCAUCUCAUCUUCAGCCACGGGCACCAGCAGUGUGCCGGCCACUACAUUCGGCGACGAUGUCCCGCCGGCCAACCGUUCAAGUUUCCCGGCGGGAUUCAUCUUCGGGUCGGCCUCGGCUUCUUACCAGGUUGAAGGCGCGGUUGCUGAAGGUGGGAAAGGACCUACCAAUUGGGAUGUUUACACUGCAAAAUAUCCAGAGAGGAUAGCCGAUCGUAGCAACGGGAAUGUGGCCGUCGAUGCGUAUCAUCGUUACAAGGAAGACAUCACAAUCAUGAAAAGUUUAGGAUUUAAUUCUUAUAGAUUUUCUCUCUCGUGGGCUCGAAUUUUACCAAAUGGAACGAUCAGUGGAGGUGUGAAUAAAGAAGGAAUCGCGUAUUACAACAACUUCAUCAAUGAGCUAUUGGCUAAUGGCAUUAAACCUUUUGUGACCAUAUUUCACUUCGACCUUCCUGAAGCCCUGGAAAAAGAAUAUGCCGGCUUCCUUAGCCGUAAAAUUGUGAAGGAUUUCGUUGCCUAUGCGGAUCUUUGUUUCAAGCACUUUGGAGAUCGAGUUCAACACUGGGUCACAAUCAACGAGCCUCUGUCGCUUGCUUUGUUUGGCUAUGGCCAGGGGACGUUGGCGCCUGGCCGAUGCUCGAAAUGGAUGAACUUGAACUGCACUGGGGGAGACUCAGCCAUCGAGCCAUACAUAGUUGGACACCACCUCCUUCUUUCCCAUGCCUUCAUCGUCAAAUUGUACAGAGAGAAAUAUCAAGCAACACAAAAGGGCAAGAUCGGCACCGCCCAAGUGAUACAAUGGCUUCUUCCACUCUCCGAUUCGAAGGAAGAUCACGAAGCUAGGCAACGGAGAAUAGAUUUCACGCUUGGAUGGUUUCAGGACCCAUUGGCCACCGGAGACUAUCCGGCAUCGAUGAGAGCUAAUGUGGGGAAACGAUUGCCCAAAUUCUCAAAAGAGGAAGCCGAGAUGUUGAAAGGCUCUGCCGAUUUCGUGGGCUUGAACUACUACACAUCUUACUACGUUUUCAAUGACCCUCCUCCGGCUAAUGCUCUCAAGAGCGCUGUGACGGAUUCUCAUACCAAUUUUUCACCCACGAAGAAUAAUGUCGAUAUCGGCCCAAAGGCAGGGAUAGUUUGGCAGUACAUUUACCCCAAAGGGAUUCGAGAUGUUGCUCUCUAUGCGACAAAGAAGUAUCCUAACACGCCUAUUUACAUCACUGAAAAUGGCAUGGGGGAGGUCAAUAACGACACCUUAAGCAUCAAGGAAGCUCUUAACGACACUCUGAGAGUCUUUUUCUAUCGUGAGCAUAUAGCAUAUCUCAACAGCGCAAUCAAGGAUGGUGCAAAUGUGAAAGGACAUUUUGCUUGGUCAAUAAUGGACAACUUUGAAUGGGCGGAGGGCUAUACGAUCCGAUUCGGCAUAAAUUUUGUGGACUACAAAAAUGGGCUUAAACGAUACCCUAAACAAUCUGCCAUCUGGUUCCGUAACUUCUUGAGAAAUUAGUCAAUGAUCUAUCCGACUUUGAUAAUUGUACUUUGUUUGAGUUUUCAUGUUGUUAUUUCUGAAAAGACAUAUUCUGUGAGAGAUAUGAGUAUGUUUCUUUUCCAAUAAAAUUAUCCAUCAAGUUUUCGUUUGUCUUAAUACUCUCGGCCUCUUGUCACUCGCCUUAUAUAUCAUUUCGCAACAAUAUUUUAGCGAUAAUGAAGUAUGUAUGUACAUAACUUUUUGUUGACAAAUGAGUUCAUAAUCAUCUCCUCAAAUUAGAAACAUCUCCAAUUCGCCACCCCUCUAUCCACCCAAUGAUCGAUGAUCUCAAAUCACGAGGCUAAUGUUGUUGCCGAUCAUUUUUGCUAUAUCAUUAAUCUAAGUAUCUAACCUAUUGAUUUAGUCCGACGGUUAUCCACGUUUCUUUAUGCUAAUGUGUGCAUAAUUUACCUUGUAUUGAUUUUUGUAUAACUCUAUGAAAUUUAAAUUAAAACCAAUUACUGUCCCCAAAUCUUACAUGAGCCAUAUCCUUAUCUUCUCUUCUCAUUUCCUAUAAGAAAAGUCUUCUCUUCUCAUUUGUUUUUUAAAACUCAACCAUUAAUUUUUACUUAUUACUUGGCACAUACUGAUUUCUAAUAAAGAUUCGUAUCUACAUUAAUUGAUGAGUCGCACGUGGGACAAAAAAUUAAUGUUGUUGAUUAUAUUAUCUUGACAUAGGUAAUGCUUUAACAUGCAUAUUAAACAUAAAACUUCACAAAUAUGACCAUUCAAAUAAAAAAAAAAUACGGGUUGAAUCUAGUCCUUAAACCCCAUUCCUUAAGAAGUAUCUUAAAUCCAUUCUAAUUAAUAGGAGAAGGAGAGAGGUAAAUACCAGUUUGUGGGAAUUUUAUUUUCCUCUUGGUAUCCAAACUCGAAAGUAGUAGAAUAAUUCCUCUCAUGAUAUAAUGGCUGAUGUAGAGGUAAGCCAAAGGCAAGCCACCGUUGAACUCAAGAUGGGAAAGAAUUACACACAUACUCUAUUUUCUAAUUCUGGAAGAGAAGAGACAUCAUAAAGAAAUUUUGGCCGAGUUUUGGUGUUGUAUAAAUUUCGUGGGAAAAUAGGGAGGGCUGGUGGUAUUUAUAGAAAGUAAAUGGUUGGUACAAAUAUGCAAAAGUCAAUUGAUUUGCCUAAUUGACUUGAUGCGGGUUGGAUAAAAAAAUCUAAAAAAAAUAUAUAUAAUCAAUUUUAUUUGGUCAAGGACAACGAGGCCGAGAAGAGCGAGCAACAAAGACGGCUCGAGAGCUCAUUUUCUUCUACUCUUUUUACUAGUCUUAGUGAGUUUCUCAACUUAAUACCCAUUUUAACUUCCACAUUUCUCCAAUAUAGUACAAGUGAGAUGUCUUUAACUCCCUUCCCUUUCCUCCCCUUUUCAUUCACCCUACUAAAAUCCAACAAAAAAUUUUGAAAGAACAGGGUUUUUGAGGAAGUCUCAACUUAAGAUCUUCGUUUUCUGUAUUGUAUCUUAUGUAAAUCUAUACGUGAGAUAAAACAUGAAAUAAGCAACGACUAAUUUAAAAUUAUGUUUAAGAGAAAGCAAAACGAUCAAUUAGGAAGAGUGGUUACAGUUACACGAUGAUUAAAAAGGAGUAGAAGACAAAUUGUAAAAGACUACCAUUUAAAUAUCUUAUAAUUGAUGUCAAACUUUUACGUUUCAAACAUACUGUUUACAUAAAGUUAUAUAUAAAAUUUUGAAAUUAUU